Molecule: messenger RNA, 4688 nt
Organism: Clarias gariepinus (North African catfish)
Lineage: Eukaryota; Metazoa; Chordata; Actinopteri; Siluriformes; Clariidae
Gene: runx2a
Product: RUNX family transcription factor 2a
Exons: 8
Coding region: 259-1683 (474 amino acids)
Biological process (GO): hemopoiesis; regulation of cell differentiation; regulation of transcription by RNA polymerase II
Cellular component (GO): nucleus
Molecular function (GO): ATP binding; RNA polymerase II cis-regulatory region sequence-specific DNA binding; DNA-binding transcription factor activity, RNA polymerase II-specific
Source: RefSeq, a predicted model, not a curated record
GGGAAAAAAGUGUGUUUGAAAGCAUACACGUUUUUUGGAUGGUGAGAAUGUUUCAUUCCCCUCACAAACAACCACAGAACCACAAGUGCGGUGCGAGCGCUUUACCCAGGACGAGCGCAAGGAGCCACUGGGGCGUAAAUGGUUAAUCGGCGCGGGUCAACCCCACUCCCAGAGACCCGACAAGUCAUUUAGCACUUCAAGGGUCACGGCGACCUCGAAAGGAGACGUUAUCUGGCGAGGAUAUAACCGAGUGUGGCGAUGGCAUCUAACAGCCUUUUCAGCUCGGUCACUACGUGUCAGCAAAACUUCUUCUGGGAUCCGAGCAGCAGCAGGAGGUUCAGCCCGCCGUCCAACGGGGUGCAGGCUCUGCCCGGGAAAGCGGCGGAUGCGAGCGCGGCGGGAGCGACACAGCACGAAGCGAACACGGCGACGGCGGCGGUGCCCACGAGACUGCGCGCGCACGACAACCGCACCAUGGUGGAGAUCAUCGCCGACCACCCAGCCGAGCUCGUGCGCACCGACAGUCCCAACUUCCUCUGCUCCGUUCUGCCGUCUCACUGGAGGUGUAACAAAACCCUGCCGGUCGCGUUCAAGGUUGUUGCGCUGGGGGAUGUUCCUGAUGGAACAGUGGUAACAGUUAUGGCAGGAAACGAUGAGAACUACUCGGCAGAGCUGCGGAAUGCCUCUGCCGUCAUGAAGAAUCAAGUGGCACGCUUUAACGACCUGAGGUUCGUCGGGAGGAGCGGGCGAGGGAAGAGCUUCACUCUGACAAUCACAGUAUUCACCAACCCUCCUCAAGUGGCCACUUACCAUCGAGCCAUAAAGGUCACAGUGGACGGACCACGAGAACCAAGGAGACAUAGGCAGAAGUUGGAGGACCCUCCAAAAUCAGGGUUGUUCUCCGAGCGCCUGAGUGAACUAGAGCGCCUGCGCCACAGCACCAUGAGGGUCGCCGUGCCCACACAGAGCCCCCGGCCGUCUCUCAAUACUGCAGGAAACUCCUUCAGCCCACAGGGACAGACACAGAUCUCAGACCCACGGCAGUCUCAGUCGUCUCCACCGUGGUCAUACGAGCAGCCAUACACGCCCUAUCUGAGCCAGAUGACUUCUCCUUCCAUCCACUCCACCACUCCACUCUCUUCCACCCGAGCCACGGGCCUGCCCGCCAUCAGUGAUGUACCCAGACGUCUCUCAGGUACGUCAGAUCUGAGCCCCUUUGCAGCCGACCCACGCCAGUUCGAGCGCCAGUUUCCCAGCCUGUCCUCUCUUACCGAGACACGAUUCUCAAGUCCCAGGAUGCACUACCCUGCCACAUUCACUUACACACCAACCCCUGUGACAUCGGGCAUGUCUCUAGGCAUGUCCGGCACCACCCACUACCACACCUACCUGCCACCUCCAUACCCUGGUUCCACUCAGAACCAGAGUGGGCCUUUCCAGACCAGCAGCACGCCGUAUCUUUACUAUGGCGCUUCUUCUGGCUCAUAUCAAUUCUCCAUGGUGCCGGGAGGGGACCGCUCUCCGACGAGGAUGCUGCCACCGUGCACCAGCGCAUCAACGGGCAUCAACCCCAACCUGACAGCUCAGACUGAAGGCACCGAGGCCGACGGCAGCCACAGCAGCUCGCCCACUGCUCUCAAUUCUAGUGGGCGGAUGGACGAGUCCGUGUGGAGGCCAUAUUAAAAAGGGGCAGCCAUAAUUGAAGGGGUUACACAGGUCAAAGUAGCAAUGCUCACAAGCUACGCAAAUCUAGGUGGUAAUGGCCCUUAAGGAAUUGGUUUCUAAGCACAAAUGCUACAAAUUUUGAAUCUUGAGUUCAGAAAGCAGUGGAACUUUAGUACUUUAAUUUACAUUAGUCCAGGCAUUAUUGUGAGCUAUCUGAUGUUCCACUGCACAAGCAGCGAGAGCCUUACAGGAGCUCUGUUGCUGAACUGAACCAGUAGAAGAACUUUUAUUGUAUUAGAUAUGCAUUUUCCCAGACUAUUGACUGAGACUGUUUUCAUACUAACUCAGUGUAUUUUAGAUUUUUUUUUUUUACACUGAACAUCUUUUUUGUUGUUGUUGUUUAAUUUAUGAGUGAAAAGUCAAAUAUAUUAGACGGUACCUGAUUAUGUACAUGCCCUCAGAUCUUCUUAAUUUAUGUAUAAAAUUGUAGCAGAUAUGGUACUAAGAAGCAAUAUAAGCCAUAUAAACCGUAAAUUAUGCAAAGUGGUUAGAGGGACAAAAUUAAAGACGCUUGAAUAAUAUUUUGGGAAUGAUUAAUAACUUAAUUAUAUAUUUACUCCUUAGUAAUUAAAAAUGUUUUUUUUUAUCUUUACUGUAAGACAAACACAUAUCCAAUAUGUAAACAAUGAAGGAAAGAUGUCAGAUUCAGAUCAAUUUGUUUGUUUGUUUUUGUUUGUUUGUUUGUUUGUUUGUGCUUGGGUUGUUGCUUUCUUCCCGCAUACAGAGGGAGGGGCAGUUUGUUUAAAAAUUGAGGGGCACUUGCAAAGUUAAUAUUGUCUUGAAUUGUGUGAAACAUUUAUUUACAUCUAUGUGACAUAUUCCGCUCGCAGUUCUUAUCCUGACUUUGUUUAUCCGAUGUUUUAUCAAGUUAAUUUAUUUUUUCAACUUUUCUUUUAUUUAAUGAUAUUGGGUGACUAUAAGCAAGACCAAUAGCAUGCACCGGUUGUCUCACUCUUUUUCAUGUUCACAAGAAACUGUGUUCAGGCUGCCUAUAUUUCUUUAGUUUACAGCACCCUAACAAUCACAAUACAUUGUUAAGAUCGUCAGCUCUCAACAGAUGUACGAUAUACACAAUCAAUAUGAGGAAUCGGCCUUUAAUACUUAACUGGACCAUUAACUGUGCAUCUAUGAGGUCAGGUGAACACUAUGCAAAAAUAUGUCUAAAAAUCUUUUUUUAGAAAAAUAUCAAAAGGAUCGCAUUUUGCUUUUGUGCAGGUAUACAUCCCAAAAAUUUCAUUUCAUCACAAGUGGAAAAAAUGUACAUCAGAUAUUGCAGGUAAUUUACUAGAAUACGUUAGAAUUUAACUUAUUAUAUUUCAUAAUGCAAAUUUCAAAGAUAUUCCAGCAUACAGACAAUCGCCACUUUUACCUAAAUUACAUACUUCAUACUGUUAGUGUUUUUGUUUCUAUUUGUAAUUCUAAAGUUAUUUAUUGCUUGGUGUGAACCAUGAUCUUCAAAAAUUUUUUUUUUUUUUUUUUUUUUUUUUACGAGAUUUAAUCACGGUCUUUGAAUAUGUGUGUGCGUGUGUUUUUCGCUUCAAACAACACGUGAUACUUCAUUUGUAAAUUGUAACUUAAGAGGCUGCGGGCAGCACCCUGGGAAACCAAUGUAAUGUUUUUUUGGUUUCAUCUGGAUCAAAGCACUUCUUUUAUUUUCUUUUUGUCUUUGCUUGGUUUUGAAUAAACCACCGAUGCCAUGGGGAAAAGGGAACAGCUAAACAGCCAAUCACAAAAGUCAUCACUUUGAGUAGGUACAGAACUCGAGCUAGAUUGAGUUUACAAGUAAUAUGAAAAAACACACACAGAUCAGCUCACUCCAAUAACGCAACUAAGCAAUAUUUGAUCCUCUUGUAUGUGUGGGUGUGUUACAGUACUGCUACAAUAUUAAUCAGGGUUUGAACUUGGGAAUAAACUGGACUGACUGUUAGUAAGAGCACAAAAAUAUCACUCUGGCUCAAAGUGAUCGUACAGUUUUCCAGCAUCUGCUUUUCAAUCGGAUUCCUUGUUUUCUUUAAAGACUGUCGUCUUUUGGCUGUGUGAAGAGCGAACAUGUUUACAAUACUGCAAAAGACUUAAAGAACCUCUGCACUGUUACAAUGAUUAAAUUUUUUCUGAUAACUGCUUUAUGCCAGUAAUGAAUAAUACCAAAACGUUGACUUGUUCUGUCUGAAUUAUAGGUUUUAGUGAUAUUGCAAAGUCUCGCAAGCGAGUUUGGGCUUGCAUCAAAUAGCUGACAAAUGUGUGGCUUGUGUCAGAGCCCCGAGCUUUAUGAAUGGCCUAGCGAGUAAUGUUAAUCAAAAGCUGUGGUCAGCAAAUCCACUGCUGGAGUCGGUUCCAGGUUUUUUUCAUCUCCGAGUGAAAUCCAGCACACUUGGAGUUGACUGAUUGGCGGCGUUCACAGCUUUGAGGUCUUCGGGGGUCACUUGUGUUUCAUAACUAACCAAAAAUGAAUUUUUCCUCUCUGAUUAAGAGACCUAGCAAAGGAGAGGCCUGCGUGCUGAGAAAAAGGAAUAAGUCCCAGCCAGUAGAUUCAGAUUAGCCUGUUGAACGUAGCAAACGCAGAAUUUGGCACGAUACUGUAUGUUAGAAUGUCUAUCAAAUCCAGUGUUUUGCUAGUAACGUUCUGGAAAUGAACCCUUUUAUACAUACAGUAAAUAUGCAUUGUUUUGAAUAACUUUCAUAGACUUUUUUUGUAAACUGCUGCAAAACAUUGUUUCAUUUUACAAUUGCUUUCCAUGCACAUACUGUACAGAUUUUUAUGUCUAGUCAAUCAGUCACCCUGGUUUCCAGUUUCACACCUUUUCAUCUGUUGGCCUCAUUUAUUUGUGAAACUUCCAGCAGUUUCUGUAGGACUUGCAGGUCCUGUAAAAAAAAAUAAAAAAAAAAUCGAUUGUGAGAUUGUGUUAAACAUUUCUAAUGAUUGUAUCAUUGGUCUUGGAAAAUAAAGAGAAAGAUUUUGUUAA